AAAUACCUCAGUCUGUGCCGAGAACCCAAACUCCGCGCGACUCUGUGUUCUGUGACUUGUGUUGAUCUUUUACUGACUAAAAAUGCCGUACACGAUGAAACGUGUCUCGGAAAACCAAGCCGGGUUCCCCGGCAUUCCCAACUCUAUCAGUGGACAGUUCGGUUCUUUCGUCCCGUCUCUAGGAUCUCUCGGCGACACAUUAGGCUCAAACUUCGGAAAUGUUCUUAGUGGAGGUGGUGGAAAUUUGGGCAACAUUGGAAACUUGAUCGGUGGUGGUGGCAACAUCGGUAAUUUAAUCAGUGGGGGAAACAUAGGAAAUUUGAUAAGUCAAGGGGGAAACAUAAAAAAUUUAAUCAAUCAAGGAGGGAAUAUUAAGGAUUUGAUCAACCAAGGUGCGAACAUAAAAGAUUUGAUCAGUGGGGGAGCAAACAUCGGAAAUAUUUUCGGUGGGGGUAAACCGCCUUUUGGCAUUCCCAGUGAUAUAAAAGGCACUUAUCACUACAUCAACAGAAUUCUGCGUUCUGGACAAGAAGGGACUUCGCCUUAUCAUCCUGCAACUACAGUUUUCAAUCUAGGAGAGAGAGGGUCUGGGUUCCGGAAGCAGACUGAUAUCCAGGACUUCUACAAGAUCCGGGAUGAGUGUCUGGCCGAGGGGAAGCUCUGGGAAGACCCGGAGUUUGAAGCAGCGGACAGCUCGAUAUUCUUUAGUCGAGGGCCACCAAAACCAUUCGAAUGGAAAAGACCAAUGGAAAUCAGUGACGACCCACAACUGUUUGUCGAGGGAGCGACCAGGUUCGAUGUACAGCAAGGAGAAUUAGGUGACUGUUGGUUGUUGGCAGCAGUGGCUAACCUCACUCUACAACCAACAUUGUUCCACCAGGUCGUACCAGAUGAUCAGGGCUUUGAUGACAAAUACGCAGGGAUCUUUCACUUCAGGUUCUGGCAGUACGGGAGAUGGGUGGAUGUUUGUGUAGACGACCGUCUGCCGACCUGCUACGGACAACUUGUGUAUCUUCACUCUAGUCAGAGCAAUGAGUUUUGGAGUGCCUUGUUGGAAAAGGCAUACGCCAAGCUGCACGGAUCAUAUGAAGCUUUGAAGGGAGGCAGUACAUCCGAGGCUAUGGAAGACUUCACGGGAGGCAUCACAGAAAACUACGAUCUGGAAAAAGCUCCACCUCACCUGUUUCAAAUCCUGCUCAAGGCAUAUGAAAGAAAUUCACUCAUGGGCUGCUCUAUUGAGCCGGACCCCAGUGUGACGGAGAUGCAGACGAGGGACGGUCUCGUGAAGGGUCACGCGUACAGCAUCACCAGGGUACAAUCCGUGGACAUCAACACUCCCAACAUGUCUGGCAAGAUACCUCUGCUGCGUCUGAGGAACCCCUGGGGCAACGAGGCGGAGUGGAACGGCCCGUGGAGUGACAAAUCGCCAGAAUGGAGGUUUAUACCGGAACAUGAGAAGCAGGAGAUUGGUUUGGUGUUUGAGAACGACGGAGAGUUUUGGAUGUCGUAUCGAGACUUCAUCAAGCACUUCAUGCGGCUGGAGAUCUGUAACUUGAACCCCGACUCUCUAACGGAGGAUGAACUGACAGCCUCGGACAAGAAGCGAUGGGAGAUGAGUGUGUUUGAAGGAGAGUGGGUGAGAGGAGUCACUGCUGGAGGCUGUAGAAAUUAUCUACAAUCGUUCGCUCACAAUCCUCAAUACAGAAUCACUCUGACAGACGUUGAUGAAGAUGACGAAGAGAACAAGUGUACGAUUGUGAUUGGUCUGAUGCAGAAGAACAGAAGAUCACAGCGGAGGUUAGGCCGAGACUGUCUUACCGUUGGGUUUGCCGUUUAUAGGCUUGAAGACCCAGACAACCUGCCUACUCCUCUGGAUAAGAAUUUCUUCACGUACAAUGCAUCUGUUGCACGAUCCCCCACCUUCAUCAACAUGCGUGAGGUAGCCGAGCGAUUCACACUGCCUCCCGGCGUAUACUGCAUAGUGCCUUCCACCUUUGAACCCAACGAGGAGGGAGAGUUCCUGCUACGAGUGUUCUCUGAGAAGAAGAAUAACAUGGAGGAGAAUGACAACGAAGUUGGUUUGAAGGAGAUGGAUGACAGGGAUUACGAUAACAUCAACCGUUUCGGCGAUCCAGAAAAGAGAAGUUUAGAGCCUUCAGGGAUCAUCGAACCACCUCAACCGGAGCCGGAGGUGAAGAGGAAUGAUGAGAAGGUGAGGGAGUUCUUCAACAAGUUGGCCGGAGAAGACUUGGAAGUGGACUGGAUGGAACUCAAGGAGAUUCUCGACUACGCGAUGCGAAACGAAGUGUCCGCUUCAUCGGCUGCCGGAGGUGACAACGUAAUCAUGAACCUCCUAUCCCUCGUUUGUGGAACAUUUUUUCAGGACUCGCCCAUCGCAACUGUGUUUGCCGGAGCCAGUGAUUUUUUAACAGACACUGUCGGCAAAGGAGGUUUCUCCAAGGAUGUUUGCCGCAGCAUGAUUGCUAUGUUAGACAUGGACCACUCAGGAAAACUGGGCUUUGACGAGUUCAAGCUUCUUUGGACAGAUAUCAGGCAUUGGAAGCAAAUCUACCAGUUGUACAGUAAGGAGACCCAAGGCUACUUGAGCUCAUUUGAGCUCAGAGAAGCUCUGAACGCUGCAGGAUACAGCCUUAACAACCACAUCCUGAAUAUCCUGGCCCAUCGAUACGCCAACAAGGAAGGGAAGAUAUCCUUCGAUGACUUUAUCAUGUGCGCCAUCAAGCUCAAGACCAUGAUUGAAUAUUUCAAAGACAAAGACCCCACAGACAGCAACAAAGCUAUGUUCACGUUGGAGGAGUGGGUAGAGAAGACCCUCUACUCGUGAAGAGACCACGUGGCCUACCCGCACUCAACGCAAGAUCUGCGUCCUUACAAGAGGGUUCACAAUCGUGUUCAAAACGCCUUUGAAUCUCAGGAGCUCUCCAUGAUUUCUCUAUAGGAAGUGGACUUUUCUCUUCGCCACAUCCAAGUCCAGCCAGUAUUAUGUUCAAAGCUAAUUUAUAUGUAUCACGUUUUUAUACUUUGUACUCUUGCUUAAGAAGUCAGAUUUGUAAAUUUCUAGGUGUAAACUCUAUCAGGUAUGUUUUGCUAUCAGUUGUUGAGAAACCUGAAGGUCUGUAAAGUGAUAAUUUCGCUAACUUUAAAAAUUAUAUUUCUUAUAGUUUUGAACUUGUACAUUUUGUUUCAUACUACCCUUGUUAUAUUGAUUUAUGAAUUGUUAACAUAAACUUUUGCCUCAUAAAAUGCACAAUUUUUGACUAUGUAAAUGUCUUCAAGUUUACAUUAAUGAAUAUAACGUUUCCAAUUAACGCUUAUGUAUGUUAUAGUAGGAAGCAGGUGUUUUGUACAGAUAUAAAUGCUAAACAGCUUUAUUUUUUAUAAAUGUUUUAUGUAGUGCACUUGGUCUGAAAUGUUUUGUCAUCAACUUUUAAUAUAACUACAAUCAGAUGCAUAUUGUUCUGAAUAUUUGAAUUUAAAUAAAUUAUCUAAGUUGAAUGUUAA
This is a messenger RNA of Macrosteles quadrilineatus (aster leafhopper), 3522 nucleotides long. RefSeq names its product calpain-A (gene CalpA). Gene Ontology annotation, cellular component: cytoplasm. Bases 83 to 2845 code for a protein of 920 amino acids. Lineage: Eukaryota; Metazoa; Arthropoda; Insecta; Hemiptera; Cicadellidae. The transcript has 19 exons. Gene Ontology annotation, biological process: proteolysis. The record is from RefSeq and is a predicted model, not a curated record. Gene Ontology annotation, molecular function: calcium ion binding; calcium-dependent cysteine-type endopeptidase activity.